Colletotrichum graminicola M1.001 is the source of this 2871-nucleotide messenger RNA. Its product is annotated as GATA zinc finger. Gene Ontology annotation, biological process: positive regulation of transcription by RNA polymerase II; negative regulation of transcription by RNA polymerase II. Bases 1 to 2871 code for a protein of 956 amino acids. Lineage: Eukaryota; Fungi; Ascomycota; Sordariomycetes; Glomerellales; Glomerellaceae. Gene Ontology annotation, molecular function: RNA polymerase II cis-regulatory region sequence-specific DNA binding; DNA-binding transcription factor activity, RNA polymerase II-specific; zinc ion binding. The record is from RefSeq and is a predicted model, not a curated record. The transcript has 3 exons.
AUGGCCGCCGGCUCCCCCUCCCCCAUUGCGGCUUCCAGUCCCCUCACAUCGAUGAAUCCCACAACAGAGCACGACUUUCGCUUCCCGCGAAGGCCUGAUGACCACUGUCGCGGUACAACACAGUCACAAGCGCAUUCCAAGCCCAGCCCGAGCGACCUGCCCGCCGGUCUUCGGGAUCUACGACUCGACCUCUCCGCCGCUCUGUACCCGAAUGCGCACGACAGGUUCUUGAAAAAUUCAGACUUUCCCCCCUUCCAAAAGGCAACCAUGGACUCGUACCAGAGUCCCGAAGACAUGCAGAAGGAGGACCCUCUGGCGACCCAGGUGUGGAAGUUCUUCAGCAAGACAAAGCACAUGUUGCCAAACCAGCAACGCAUGGAGAACCUGACAUGGAGGAUGAUGGCGUUCAACUUGCGCAAAAAGCGGCAGGAGGAAGAGAAAGAAAGGCUCGCUCGAUCUGCGCCGGCAGCUGCACUACCGGCUACAACGUUCAAUGCCAACCCCCCCAGCGGUAUCGCUCAGUUGCGCAAGUCGUCGGAACAAAACGUGAACCACCCAGAGCCCAUGAAUCUCGAUGAUUUCAUCUUUUCCGAGAAUAUUGCGACGCCUGUCACGAACCCAUCACCUCUGCCACAAAAGCGGGAAGAGAAGAGCCACCACCAAGCGCACUCUUCUUUUCCGUCAGCCAUUCCUAUCAAAUCGCGCAAGGACUCGGUCAUCCAGCAGCACUUUGUCCCGCAAUCCGUUCCUUUCCCUCCCCAUCACCAGAAGACCCAUGACGAGUUCAACUAUGUUCCUCGCCAUCAUCGCAAAACGAGUAUUGAUGAGCGACGGACCCGUAAACGUCCGGCCGACUUCUCCCCCCAAGUGCCCGCUGUGAACAGCACCACGACAACCUCGAGUGACUUGGAUGCCGACUCAGAACUACACGAAUACUCUCUCGAUAACGCCAACGGAUCCAACAUGUCGCAAAAUUCGCAUCAGACUGGUGUCCCCUUCGGUCUUGAUACCUACAACAUCGAAAGCGACCCUAUCAUCACAUCUGCCGGCCCCUUCCAGCAGAAUUUCUCCUUCUCGCCUUCCACUUCUCCCAUGAUAUCUCAUGGCCCAUUUUCCACCGUCUACAAUGGUUCUUCAGUCCCGUCCUCCUCCCUGAACCCGUCCGACUUCUAUUCUCCGCCAGGAUCGGCUUAUCAUUCCACUGUAUCGACGCCGCAUCCCAUGCCCGAUAACGAUGGCUUCUACUUUGGGUCGAUGGAUAUGCGCAGUCAAAGACAGCAAUCUUUCCGCCAAGGCCCUCAAAACAUGGGAAACCAGAUGAACGGGCAGUUCAUGUACAACCCGCAAAAUGGAAACCCCAUGUUCCCGGCAUCGGCACCCGCUACCGAAAACGUAUCUGCCUUCAGCACCGCGCCCAGCCCCUUUGGGCACAUCGACCCAACACAAGUGUUCCAGCAAGAUCACCCUGUUCGGUCCCCCGGCAUGUCUAUGCCCAAUGAGGGCAUGUUCACAUUUGGCGCAGAUUCGGACGAGGAGGACGGCGGUGCCUUUGCCGACCGUAACAUGGUCAUGCCUCAGGACUUUUCGCCCGGUCCUAUGGAUGACAGCAACUCGCUUGGCUGGGAUCCGUCGCUGCCCGGCCAGUACAGUACACAGGCUGCGCGGUACCCUGGCGGCCCACCCCGAAAGCAGGUGACUAUCGGUGGCACCACGACGGAUUAUGUUGAAAACAAUGACUGGGAAGGCGGUAACCUGCCGCGGUCGCAGUCCUUCAGACAAGGUUCCGACAGGAGGGGCGGCAAGGUUCCACGCACGGCCUCGACGCCCGCGGGGCAUCUUGGCAGAAAUGGAAACCCCUUUGAUCGUAUGGCACAAUCCACGCCCAACUCUCCACCGGAGAACAACGGCGCUGUGUCUGGGUUCUCUUCCGUCGCCCCCAGCCGGCCCUCAUCUCCUAUUGCUUCGAAGCAGGGUUCCACGACCAACCUGCAAGCGGCCGCGGGCAGCCAAGGCGAAGGAAACGCGCCUACCACAUGUACAAACUGCUUCACUCAGACAACGCCGCUCUGGCGCCGGAACCCCGAAGGCCAACCUCUUUGCAACGCCUGUGGUCUGUUUCUGAAGCUCCACGGCGUUGUUCGGCCGUUGAGUCUGAAGACCGAUGUCAUCAAGAAGAGAAAUCGCGGCUCGGGCGCGAGCUUGCCCGUCGGUGGCACGAGCACAAGGUCGAAGAAGAGUGCUGGGGCCAGCGCUUCGGGGUCUGUCUCCCGGAAGAACUCGACGCUUGUCGUUUCCACUCCGGCCAACAACGCCACAACACCGCCUGCUGCUACUCGGGCCGGUAGUGCAAACGAGGGCGAGAGCCCUGCUAGCGGCCCUGCAUCGGGAGGCAACACUGCUGACAGCACUCCGACGAGUUACGGAACCGGUUCGUCAACCGGUGCCGCCGCUGGUGGUAAGGGGGUUGUGCCGAUUGCCGCCGCUCCACCCAAGAACACUCCUGGUCCUGGAGCUGCCGCUCUGUCUCGCAACGCCAAUACAUCCUCGUCCUCCGGUUCCUCGAAGCGCCAGCGCCGUCACAGCAAGAGUGCCGGCAGCGAGGGCACUGCGGGUAUGGACGUUGACAGUCCCGAAACGUCAACGGGCUCUCCCAACGAGGCUGUGAAAUCCUUGGGAUCCGCCACCGGUCUUACUAGCAUGCCAACGGCUGGCUCAUUGGGCCUGGCCAAUGGAUUUGGCAUGACCCAGCGUCCAAUGAUGGGCACGGGCAUGAUGGGAAUGCCUGGUGGUCAGAAUGGCCAGCUGAUGAACCCAGGUGGUGGCCCUGCUUCCGGUCCGCAGGAAUGGGAGUGGCUCACUAUGAGUCUUUGA